Molecule: messenger RNA, 2130 nt
Organism: Octopus bimaculoides (California two-spot octopus)
Lineage: Eukaryota; Metazoa; Mollusca; Cephalopoda; Octopoda; Octopodidae
Cellular component (GO): extracellular matrix
Molecular function (GO): protein binding
Source: RefSeq, a predicted model, not a curated record
AUACCAUUCUACAGAAAAAUGCUGCGACAUGCACUGAUUGUUACUUGGCUGUUUGGCGCUACAUUAACAACAUCAUAUAUUUUGAAUUAUUCACCAGACUUUAUGAACUUGAAAUGCUUCAACUGUACCUACAGCAAUGUCACCUUCUUUCAACUGUCAUAUAAUAAUAUUUCCUCUAUUUCAAUUACUAACAACACUAUCCUGCAACUAAAUUUCACUCAAAACCAAAAUGAUACCAUACUUAUCAACCUCGGGUCGAUGCCCAAUCUUCAAGGACUAAAUGUAUCCAACAACAAGUUGUUAGAUCUUCCUUACAGUUUACUCAGCUACCCAAAAUGGCAAACACUAGAUAUCAGUUCGAAUGAAAUUAUUUAUCUAACCAAGCCAAUAGUAACAAACAGCCUACAUCUACAUCUACAAAAUAACAAAAUACAGGAACUUUCUGACAGCCUUUUCCAGGAUUGUCCAAAUCUGGAAAAACUGGAUUUGUCUAAUAACAAAUUAAAACAGAUCAAACUGAAAACAUUUAGCAAUCUAAAAAAUCUUUCAAGUUUGAAUUUAUCAAAAAAUCAAAUUCAAACAAUUUAUGGCCACUUGUCCCUUUCUAAGCUCAACAGUUUGGAUCUGUCUGAAAAUUUAAUUCAAACCCUAUCAAAAAAUAUGUUCAGUGAAGUCCCGUUAAACCUUAAUGAACUUGACCUCGGUCAUAAUAAACUGACCGAGAUUUCGUCAGAUGCUUUCAUUCAACUUUUAUCAUUGAAAAAUUUUUCUCUACAAGGAAACAAUAUGACAAAAUCUAUAAACUCUCUCCGUUUGCCGUACCAUUUGAAAAACUUUGACUUGAGUAACUGUUCACUACAGGAAAUUGAUCAGUGUCCAUUCCACAAUCUAAAAGACAUCCAAAAUUUAAACCUUGAGCAUAAUUCUCUGCCUUGUAACUGUCAUUUGAAUUCAAUUAUAAACAUGUAUGGUUCUUCAGUUCACAUCAAGACCUGCAGGAAUUCCAGCAAAGAGAUAGACAAAGCACUCAUUAAUAGUUUGGAAUUAAAAUGCCAGCCCCAAACUUGUGACAACUGGAAUCCAAAUAUCAACUCUGAUGCUUCUUCCAAUUUGAAUGUUAGCACCGAAAUUGAGAAAGGCCGAGUGAGAAUUAAAUGGAUGACAAGUUUGAUUGUGAAUAGCUUCCAUGUUUCGAUCAGUGACUCAUCAGAAAACCAGAUCGAGGACAUUACACUGAAAUACGAACAUGAGUAUUCCUUUGAUACUGACUCUGCAUUUGUCACGUACCACAUAUGUGUCAAUGCUCUGGACAGAGAUGAUGAUAUCAUUUCAAAAAAAUGUAUCAGUGUUUUCAUGAAGGAUGUAAACAUAAUAACAGGAAUUGUGGCAGGGUUAUUAGCAUUAAUACCUUGUGUUUUUGGAUUAAUUUAUAUCACGUGUAAAGAUCGGAACUACCAUAGACUAAACAGCGAUAUGCAGAUCAGUACAAAACCAGUAAAGAAAUCUGAUCUUCAGCAAAGUAAUGACAAGAAAGUACCAGCUAAACUGGCAUCACCACAAGAAAAUCACAAUCAAGGGUUUCAGUCGGAUGAUGAUAAAUUAAGCUCACAAUAUCAAAAUGUAGAGAAACUACCUCAAACUAGUGUAGAAAUUCCAGAAAAUCCUAACAAUAACCAACUUACAUAUCUAUAAACAUUUUCUUUUAUGUCAGAACAUUGGUGGAUAUUGAAUACAAAAAUUGUUUUUGUUUAAACUUUCACCAUACAUAAUACUAACAAUGUCAGAUGUAAAAACAAUGUAUGCAUAUAGAGUAGAGAGUCUUGUCUAAGGUCUCCUUCCUCUUCAUUUCAUGAUAGUGACUGGUGUUAGAUUAAGUUGAUGCAUUCAUGAUGAAAUGAUAAAAUAAAAUGUGAUUUCCUGAAUAUUAAAAACAGAGAGUGGUUGGAUGCAAUACAUGGUAACCUCUUGAAAAAGGUCAUAAAAAAAACCAGUUUGAACAAAAUUCACAAUCUUUAUAACAGAACUCAGCACUUUUGAAUGCCAAAAGAUUACAUUAGAACAUUUAAGGAAGAAUUUUACUACAGAAAAAAAAAUUAAUAAUAAAUCUAAAAUAAAAAUAUUCCUUUUAAA